Molecule: messenger RNA, 1659 nt
Organism: Saccharomyces kudriavzevii IFO 1802
Lineage: Eukaryota; Fungi; Ascomycota; Saccharomycetes; Saccharomycetales; Saccharomycetaceae
Gene: HIS7
Product: imidazoleglycerol-phosphate synthase
Exons: 1
Coding region: 1-1659 (552 amino acids)
Biological process (GO): L-histidine biosynthetic process
Molecular function (GO): imidazoleglycerol-phosphate synthase activity; oxo-acid-lyase activity
Source: RefSeq, a predicted model, not a curated record
AUGUCAGUGGUCCACGUGAUUGAUGUUGAAAGUGGUAAUCUACAAUCAUUAACCAACGCAAUCGAGCAUUUAGGAUACCAAGUCCAACUGGUAAAAUCCCCAAAGGAUUUAGACGUAAAGAAGACGUCAAAAUUGAUUUUACCAGGUGUUGGAAACUAUGGCCAUUUCGUCGACAAUUUAUUCAGUAGAGGAUUUGAGAGGCCAAUAAAAAACUAUAUUGAAUCCGGCAAACCAAUAAUGGGCAUUUGUGUUGGUUUGCAAGCGAUGUUUGCUGGCUCUGUGGAAAGCCCUAAGAGUCCAGGUCUAGAUUACAUUGACUUCAAAUUGUCCAGGUUUGACGAUUCGGAAAAACCUGUUCCAGAAAUAGGUUGGAACUCUUGUGUUCCCUCGGAAGACCUAUUUCUUGGAUUAGAUCCAUAUAAAAGAUACUACUUCGUCCAUUCCUUUGCCGCCAUUUUAGACGCAGAAACUGAAAAGAACUUACGAAGCGAUGGCUGGAAAAUUGCCAAGGCCAAAUACGGUUCACAAGAGUUUAUUGCGGCCAUUAACAAAAAUAACAUCUUUGCCACCCAAUUUCACCCAGAAAAAUCCGGCAAAGCUGGUUUAGAUGUUAUUGAGAAUUUUUUGAAGCAACAGAAUCCUUUUAUUCCAAACUAUAGCCCGGAGGAGAAGAAGCUGCUGGUCAAUGACUAUUCAAACUAUGGUCUAACACGUAGAAUUAUCGCAUGUCUUGAUGUUCGUACUAAUGACCAAGGUGACUUAGUGGUCACUAAAGGUGACCAAUACGAUGUGCGUGAAAAGGGUGAUGGCAAAGAUGUUAGGAACCUUGGUAAGCCUGUCCAACUGGCACAGAAAUAUUAUCAACAAGGUGCAGACGAGGUUACAUUCUUGAACAUAACUUCCUUUAGAGACUGCCCCUUGAAGGACACUCCAAUGCUUGAAGUCUUGAGACAAGCUGCGAAGACGGUGUUUGUACCAUUGACAGUUGGUGGCGGUAUCAAAGAUAUUGUCGAUGUCGAUGGAACUAAAAUUCCUGCCCUAGAGGUUGCAAGUCUAUAUUUCAGAUCCGGCGCUGAUAAAGUGUCGAUUGGUACAGAUGCAGUUUAUGCAGCCGAAAAAUAUUACAACUUGGGAGGUAAAGGGGAUGGAACAUCACCAAUAGAGGCUAUCUCUAAAGCAUAUGGUGCUCAGGCCGUCGUUAUUUCUGUGGAUCCCAAAAGAGUAUAUGUAAAUUCAUCAGCAGAUACGAAGAAUAAAGUCUUCGAGACAAAAUAUUUGGGCCCUAACGGACAGAAGUAUUGUUGGUAUCAAUGUACAAUCAAAGGUGGAAGAGAAUCUAGAGACCUCGGUGUGUGGGAAUUAACAAGGGCGUGUGAAGCUCUAGGUGCAGGUGAAAUUUUACUCAACUGCAUAGACAAGGAUGGUUCUAAUUCUGGUUAUGAUCUAGAAUUGAUAAAACACGUUAAGGAGGCAGUCAGAAUUCCCGUCAUCGCUUCGAGUGGCGCCGGUGUUCCUGCCCAUUUUGAAGAAGCUUUCCUCAAGACCCAUGCAGAUGCUUGUUUAGGUGCAGGUAUGUUCCACAGAAGUGAAUUCACUGUUGAUGAUGUGAAGGAAUAUUUACUUGAGCACGGAUUGAAAGUCAGAAUGGAUAAAGAAUGA